CUUUCAAACCCUUCAACCAUUUCUGAAAGGAAAAGAAGAAGAAAAAGAGGGGUUACCCUUAUAACAAUCCUUCAACCUUGUCUUUUAUAGUUUUCAACAUUUUUUGGUUGUAUUGAAAGUUUCUUAUUUAGAAAUGACAUUCGAAAGAAACUCUCCGGCGGUGAGGUACGUGACGCCGCCACCGUCGUCGUGGAAGUCGAGACCUUUGCGUUCUCCCACUAUGCCUUUUUCAGAGAGAAAGAAAUCACCAGCAUCUGUGCAUAAAGAUGAUCUUUUUCAUGUAAUUCAUAAGGUUCCUGCAGGGGAUUCUCCUUAUGUAAAAGCCAAACAGGUUCAGUUGGUGGAUAAAGAUCCAGGUAGAGCAAUUUCCCUUUUCUGGGCUGCAAUUAAUGCCGGGGAUCGCGUCGAGAGUGCCUUGAAAGACAUGGCCUUAGUUAUGAAGCAAUUGAACCGGUCUGACGAGGCAAUCGAAGCUAUCAAGUCUUUCCGCCAUCUCUGCCCUUCUGAUUCUCAGGAAUCUCUUGACAACAUCUUGGUUGAACUUUAUAAGAGGUCAGGAAGGGUUGAUGAAGAGAUUGACAUGCUCCAUCACAAGUUGAAGCAAAUUGAAGAUGGUAUGACUUUUGUUGGAAGGACAACAAAACAAGCAAGAUCUCAAGGGAAGAAGAUUCAAAUAACUGCUGAACAAGAAAUAUCAAGGAUAUUGGGGAACUUGGCUUGGGCUUAUUUGCAAAAAGGUGAUUAUAAAGUUGCUGAAGAACAUUAUAGAAAAGCACUGUCCUUUGAGGUUGACAGGAACAAGCAAUGCAAUUUGGCAAUAUGUUUGAUGCAGAUGAACAAGAUUACAGAAGCAAGAUUUCUACUUCAGGCAGUAACCACGGCGACAAAAAACAGAAAGAUGGACGAUUCUUUCGUCAAAUCUUACGAACGCGCUACACAAAUGCUGCAAGAGAUGGAGUCAACAACAUCAUCAGUAGAUUCACUUAAAGAGAAAGGCGAUAAAUUUAAGGAAACUCAGAGAUUUUCAUCAGGGAAGAGCAUGUCACAGUACUCGACACCAAAUUCGGAGAACUUGAAUGGAAAGAACUCUGAUACGGUUAAAAGUAGGACAGAGAAUUGGUCUUUGACAUCUGAUGCGGACGAAUCUCGUCAUUCUCAUGCGAGGAGGAGAUUGUAUGAAUCUCCUGAUCCUUCAAAGGUUCCUUUCGCAAAACCGAAAAGACCUUCAUGGGGCUUCAACAAUGGAUAUCAAAGGGAAUCAUGGAGAGAUAACAACAAUUCAGAUCCUAUACAUUCAUUUGGAAGUUCUCCUAAUGAGAUAAUUAAACCAAACUCAACACAGAAUGAUUUUCUUCCAAAUGUCAAUUCAACGUGGAGGACAACAAGGACAGUAGAAGACACUGCAAUAGUAAAAUAUGGACCUACAAUAAAAGUAAACCAAGGGGAUAAAACAAUAGUAUUCGGUUCUGGUUCGAUAAUACACACUUCAAAUACAGAAGCAGCUAUGAAAUUCACAAACAAUGAUAACAAAUCUGCUACAAAUUUGCAUGACAUGGUUGUGAAUGGAGCUAAUGAAUUUGCAGCUUCUGUUAACACAGACCAAAAUCAAGGAAACGAAAAACCAAUCCAGAAGAAGAGUUGGGCUGACAUGGUAGAAGAAGAACAAACUGAUGAAUAUGAAUUCUUCAAUUUUGAUGGUCUGAAUCACGGUGCUCAUGUAUUUGGCGAUGAAAACUCAAACUCAAACAUAGUCUAUCAACCUCCUCUUUGGUCACAUAGCCACCAAACUGAAGGUUUGAACCAAAAGCUUGAAUUAUUGAACUUGAGAGAUGGAUAUAAUGCAUCUGUGAAUCCAACGGUAAGGCGUUCUUUGUUUAAUGAUUCGGAAUUGACGAAGGAAAGGGAUUCAUUCUUUGGAGAGGAGAAGUUAACAAGGAGAACCAGGCUGCAAGUUUUUCAGGAUAUUACUCCCUCAUGAUGAUGAACUUUGCCUAAGAUUUAUUUGUAUGUGGCUACAAAAAGAGCCUAAAACAAGAAAUAUAGUUAGUUAUACAAUACAGGUUUAUACUAUAUAGGAAAAAAAGGAGAAAAAUGUAAACUAAUAGUUAGUUAUUAGUAUGAAUAAUAAUUGUUAGGAUUGUUAUUUUUUUGAUUUUUUUUUGUUAGUCCUAUGACUUAUAAAUAGGACUAACUUUUUCACAGGGAGAUUAUUUUGUGAGUUUUUAACUAGAGAAUGCUCUAGUCUAGUGUAGGGGAGAAUAGUUCCUAUGUAUAUCUUUUCCCUUUUAAUCAAUAAAAUUCACGAGCGAAUAAUCCCGUUUCCCUAA
Cicer arietinum (chickpea) is the source of this 2327-nucleotide messenger RNA. RefSeq lists its product as uncharacterized. Gene Ontology annotation, molecular function: protein binding. The record is from RefSeq and is a predicted model, not a curated record. Lineage: Eukaryota; Viridiplantae; Streptophyta; Magnoliopsida; Fabales; Fabaceae.